Molecule: messenger RNA, 364 nt
Organism: Paramecium primaurelia
Lineage: Eukaryota; Ciliophora; Oligohymenophorea; Peniculida; Parameciidae
Source: the annotation of a GenBank genome assembly
UUUAUUUAUAAAAAUGGCAAUGGAUAAUAGCAAGUUUGAAUAAAUGAGCAAAAAUUUCCCAUCUCAAUUAAAAUUCAGAUUGAAUCCUGUAUACUAUGGUGCUAGAGUGGGAAUCUAAGCUUAUUUAGGUUUGCUUGUAGGAGGAAGUCUUUUGAUUUACUUAAACACUUUCAAUGGCAUCACAUUCCCAUAUCUAUAUAAAAAAGUACAAUAUAAGAGAUGAGUAAUUAGUAAAAAGUGGAAUAUUAAGCAGUGCCUGAUUUUUAUUCAAAGCAAGUGUUAUUGUACCAAAGGACAGUCCCAAAUACUGUAACAUAAUUAUGAGAACAAUUACAUAAAUAAAUAAGAUAUGCAUAAUAAUUUC